AUGCCUAUGCGUUGGACUCCGGAGAACGACCAGCUCCUUCUGCUUAAAAUCCUCGAGACUCAUGACCUAUCUGUCGACACAAACAAGGUCGCUUCUGCCUGGCCCGGUACCGAUGAGAAUGAAAAGCCUACUCCUCGCGCCAUUAGAGAACGUCUCGUCAAGAUGCGCCAGAUCGUCAAGGCCUUCGGAAGUGACGGCUUCAGCAUUGGUGGCAAGACAGGCAGCGAAACGUCUACCCCGAAAAAGGCCAAGAAGACCGCUACCCCCGUCAAGACCCCUAGCUCCACCAAGCGCAAGCGCGGUGGAAAGGUCGGUGCCAUCGCUGAUGUGAACGAGAACGCCAACCCUCUCAAGAACGAGGAGAACGUCAUCAGUCCGGUCAAGAUGGAGAUGGGUGAGGACGAGAUCGAGACGCCGACCAAGAAGAAACCGCUCCAACCCACUCUUUCAGGAAACCAAGCCCAGGUCCAGAGUGGCUUCGUGAAGACCGAGAUAUCUGACGAGUCUGCUUUCGGUAAUCUAAGCACUCCUACUAAACGUUCCCGCAAGGCGAGCGUUCUCCCCGCUGGUAUGGUCAGCUACGAGGACGACGAGCAGGGAGAGGAUGAUCCUGAGAGCUCUGCUUCGGAGUUACUUCCUGACGAGGCGGGUGUGAAAACAGAAGAUAUGGACAUGAUGAGCUUUGCUUGA
Molecule: messenger RNA, 690 nt
Organism: Aspergillus thermomutatus
Lineage: Eukaryota; Fungi; Ascomycota; Eurotiomycetes; Eurotiales; Aspergillaceae
Exons: 3
Coding region: 1-690 (229 amino acids)
Source: RefSeq, a predicted model, not a curated record